AUGGGCUUUGAUAAUGAGGAUAUUCAGAGGUGUUCACAAACAGGGCGGUGCCUCCCAGUGCUGUGCGUUCACCUGUUCCACAUGUACGGGCUGAUAACGCACUACAAGCUGGACGCGGCGAAGAUCUGGAAGCUGUUCAGCCUCAUCGAGGAGGGGUACCACAGCAGUAACCCCUACCACAACUCGGUGCACGCCGCCGACGUCACACAAGCGAUGCACUGCUUCUUGCAGCAGAAACAGAUUCUCCAAUACCUGGAGCCGCAGGAGAUAAUGGCCUCUCUCCUGGCAGCGAUCGCACACGAUUUGGACCAUCCAGGUGUCAACCAGCCAUUCCUGAUCGCCACAUCGAAUCACUUGGCGGCUCUGUACCGAAACACGUCGGUGCUGGAGAACCACCACUGGCGCUCGGCGAUCAGCUGCCUCAUUGAGAGCGGAGUUCUGGAACAGCUGAAGGACAUCAGUGCUAAGCUGGAACACCAGAUCUCCUCGCUCAUCCUCGCCACGGACAUCACUCGACAACAGGAGUACCUCAGCCAGUUCAAGGUACGU
Messenger RNA from Iphiclides podalirius (scarce swallowtail), 549 nucleotides. The record is from the annotation of a GenBank genome assembly. NCBI's taxonomy places the organism in Eukaryota, Metazoa, Arthropoda, Insecta, Lepidoptera, Papilionidae.